Messenger RNA from Calliphora vicina (urban bluebottle blowfly), 513 nucleotides. RefSeq lists its product as uncharacterized. The record is from RefSeq and is a predicted model, not a curated record. Bases 1 to 513 code for a protein of 170 amino acids. The transcript has 4 exons. Lineage: Eukaryota; Metazoa; Arthropoda; Insecta; Diptera; Calliphoridae.
AUGUUUGAAAAAUAUCUAUUGAAAUUGUUGAUUGUAACUGUGGCCGUAAAUAUAGCUUUGGCUUGUAAUGGCUACAAGGCUAGAAUAAUUAAGGCGGAAAAUUGUGCUGGAGCCGAUGCCAUUAUUACCAUUGAAGAUGGUUUCUCGGUGAAGUUGAAUAAAAAAUGUGAAAUUGUACCCACUGGCUGUGUGAUCAAUAAACCUUUCAAGACAGCUGUCUCGAAAUACAAGGUGGUCAAGGAUGGCGUUUUGGUGAAAGAGGGCAAAUUGGAUAUGUGCACUAUGGCCGACAAUGCACCCGGUGAGGUUAGGGACUAUUUGAAAUUGUUUGGUGCUCCCGCCUCCUGUCCUGUUGAAGAUGGCAAAGUUUGCGGCGAUGAUCACACCGUGGAUCUGUCCAAAUACAAGGCUUUGUUGAGUAUGGCUCGUGGCAACAUCGUUAUCGAUUCAAAUAUUGAACAUGACACCGGUAAAUCGUGCUUCCAUGUUGAAUUGGAAAUAACCAAGGGAUAG